GCAAUUUUCAAUUUUUUGAACCAGCUGAUUAUAAAACUCUUCCUACCUCAAACAAGUAAACAAAACUUGAGUUUUAUUAUCUUGAAAAUGAGCGAAAUUACUGUGAAAAGUGCGGAAGAUAGUGAAAAGGAACCGGAAAUUAUUUAUUUAGAAUACCAAGGAAAUAUGGACACGAACGAGGAAAACAUUAUAUUAGAAGUGAGCGAAAAAGACUUUUCCGAAAACGAAGAUGAUAAAAGGCAUACAAACGAUCAGCAUUGUAUAAGACUACUACAUCGCGAUUCUCCAGAGCUAGGUAACAUAGAGGAGUAUAAAAUGGAUGAUCACAGAUAUGCCAGUACCCCUGAUAAUAUAGAAGACAACAGUACGGUAGUUCUAUGUGAAACAACGUACGAUUCAGAAGUUUCUGCUGAUAGACAAGACAAUAUUUUAGAUGAUAUACCAACUGAAAUAUUAGUUUACACUUGUCAACCUGUGGAUCAAAGAGAACUAAACAGGUAUCCUUGUAAAGGAUGCGAUGCAGUGGUAGGUUGCAUAUUCUGUCUUAAAUCUCAUUAUGAAAGUAUACAUUUAAAUCUGGGAAUAAUUCAAUACAAGUGCGAACAAACGACAUACUUGAAAAAUUACACAGAGAUUUGUCACAAAUGCAAUUUAGUUUGUGAGAGCAAAGAAGAGAUGAUUGAACAUAGGAAGAUACAUUUUGUGACUUGUGAUGUUUGUGAUAUGUCCUUCGAUAGUGCACUAUUUCUGUCGAACCAUUGUAAAACAGCUCAUGAAAAAUUUGAGGUUAUAAUAAGUUGUGACUUAUGUGAUCAAUGGUUCAAGCACCUGUAUCUUUUAUCUGAUCAUUAUGAAUGUUUUCAUGAUAUGAUCUUGUGUAUAGUUUGUUUCAAAAGAUUUUCUUCACGAGAGGAAUUAGACAAACAUCAUAAUUCCCAUUCUAUAGUCUUGAGAAAUACCGGUUCUGUUCUACCUUAUGCCUGUUCGAAAUGCAAUCAAGCGUUUGCUGAAAUUUGUGAUCUAUCAACGCAUCUAACCAGAGAACAUUCAAAAAGGAAAUCUGAUACAGGUGGAAUCACUACGAAGUCUAAAACUGUAAGAUUGUCGAAGGUCGAAUCCAUCUGUGACACGGGAUGUGACAAAGCCAAAGCUAAAUAUCUUGAGCAGGUCAAACAUAAAAGAUUAAAAAAAAUUUCAAAGGGUGAAGAUUAGCAAAUAGACACAUAGUAAUAAGGUAAACUUUAAGACAUUUAUUUAAGUCUGAGCAAAAAUAGUCAUUUUUACUAAAUUAUAUCAUUUUGGACUUUAUGAUAUCUUUUUUUAUUUAUUAUUUACAACCAUAUGAAGUAUCUUUGCUUUUUUUUGAUGCCCUAUGUACAAAGUUUUAUUUCAAAAUGUAUAUAGCUCCUGUACACUAAAUUAGAACUUAUUUACUGUUUAAAGUAAGUUGCUAGAUUACUAUUUGUAGGAAACUUCGUCAAAAUUUGUAAAUUUAUAAGAUGAAUUACGUAAUAAUUCAAAAGCAACAUAAUAUACAGAAUGUUACAGACACAGUAAAAACGGUUAUUUAUACAUAAUAAAAUAAUGUUAGUCUUCCUUGUUUAUAAUUAGAUGUUUUAAAAGUACCUAUUCACUUAAUAAUUUUUUAACAUACAUUAUAUUCUAAAAACACUGUAGGUACAUAGUAAAUACAGGGUGUCGAAAUAUUGCGUGGACAUAGAACUACUAUAUAUUUUUGGAAACUAAAAAUAAGUUUAUUGGACAAAAUUUACC
Messenger RNA from Sitophilus oryzae (rice weevil), 1773 nucleotides. Its product is annotated as zinc finger protein 528-like. NCBI's taxonomy places the organism in Eukaryota, Metazoa, Arthropoda, Insecta, Coleoptera, Curculionidae. Gene Ontology annotation, cellular component: nucleus. Bases 88 to 1212 code for a protein of 374 amino acids. Gene Ontology annotation, biological process: regulation of transcription by RNA polymerase II. The transcript is spliced from 3 exons. The record is from RefSeq and is a predicted model, not a curated record. Gene Ontology annotation, molecular function: DNA-binding transcription factor activity, RNA polymerase II-specific; RNA polymerase II transcription regulatory region sequence-specific DNA binding.